This is a messenger RNA of Melampsora larici-populina 98AG31, 879 nucleotides long. RefSeq lists its product as uncharacterized. The transcript is spliced from 3 exons. The record is from RefSeq and is a predicted model, not a curated record. NCBI's taxonomy places the organism in Eukaryota, Fungi, Basidiomycota, Pucciniomycetes, Pucciniales, Melampsoraceae. The coding region runs from base 1 to 879 and encodes 292 amino acids.
AUGCAGGCAUCCGAGAAUUUUCUUGAUCGACCUAUGCACUUUGCAGACGGGACCGGUGUCAAAUCCUUGAAAGCACAGAAUAGAGAAGUGGCUAAAUGGUUACCUAAGCGCAACUCGGGCUCAUAUCAGGCCAUCAUCGAUUACUUGAAAUUCAUGCUUGGGAGAUUUGGGUCUCACACCCCCUAUCCUGCGAGUCCAGAACCUUCGGAACUCAACUUGCUCCCACAAGUCUCUUCGGCAAGUAUUCUAGCCGAUCUGAGUGUUUUCGCCGUCGAUCUUCCGCCGCCUAGUCCUUCGAAUCAAAUGAUGAAGCUCUUACCUCGUCAAACUUCCUGUUGGUUCACAUACAGACGGUUUUUUCUCGAAGACCUUUCUCGCUUCGGUAUACCACGUGCCACGCUAGCUUGGGAAUCGCCUGUGAGCUCUUCCUGGAACCAGAUGAUGCUGGUCUUCUUACUGAAGCACUGGCAAUGGGCGAUGGCCCAAGGAGCAUUCUCUCAAUAUGCUCCUGAUCCUAAAUAUUGCACCGAUGCAAUUAGUCGGGCCGUCAUGGAGAGGUGGAUUCGUGGAAGAACGGGUGAAGAUGAAAAAUAUCGGAAUCGCAAAAAGAAGAACCAGAGGCGAGCUGCAAUUUUUCAUUACCGCCAAGAUGCUUUAGAGGAGUUCGUCGAGUCCAAUGAUAGAGACCUCCUCCCCACCGCUUUGAAGUUAAUUCCAAGUGCUGCUUGCUGCUCUGAUACCGAGGACGACGGACCUGGAAGAACCCGCGCCAUAGGCAUGGUUUGGAGGAGCGCCGAAUUUGCUGAACUUUUGCAUCUACUUGAUGAGCUAUCUUUCAACCAGCAGAAAUCAAUACACGGGGCUAGGUGGGCGGCUUGA